GCAGCUAAAAGCUAACGGCUAACAGCUAACAGCUAGCUGAGGCUAAAGUCUGCAGUUUGAUUGAAGUCAUGACUCAUCAGCACGCACACACACACUGACUCACGCACGCACGCGCACGGACAGCUCGGCGUGGGCUUGUUUUCACGCACAGAGCGUGUUUUUCGGUGUUUUCGUAGUUGUUUUUUUAGGUGUGUGUGUGUGUGAGAGAGUUAGCUCCAUGCUAACUACUUCCUGCAUGUUAGCCGCAGGAGCUAACUGUUUACCUGUUUGUCUCUGACGGUUGGUCUGAAUUAUUCAUGACGGCGCUCCGUGAUUGGUGGAGCCAGCGGAGGGGGCGGAGCUAAGAGCGCAUUAACAGGUCUAUAUAUGAUCACUGAUUGGCUGAGUCGCCCACAGCUGGAAGAUGAUCAAAAUGUCAUUGGACAAGGAAACUGUUAAAGUGAGUCCCACCUUCCCUGCCGCCCCCGUCAGCCUAUCAGAGCAGCCACAGCUCGCUAAGUCCCACCCUCUCCGUCCUAAAAAUGGCCUCCAGGCGUCCGGCAACAGCCAGAACCCGCUCGCCGCUGUGCCGACUCAGCGAAUCGCAAAGAGGCGCUACUCCAUGGGCGUCGGCUUCAAGGGGCUGGCCAAGCGCCGUCGCCGUGCCAACAGCGACAGCCAAGCAGAGCCGGUGCUGCCGAGUCACUUCCUGUUGGGCGGGAACAUCUUUGACCCGCUGAACCUGAACUCCCUGAUGGACGAAGACGUGAACAGGGCAACCAAUCAGGAGACACCAAAGUGUUCGCCCCUGCCGACACGAGGCGGAGACCCUGUAGAGAUCCUCGUCCCUCGUGACAUCACCGACCCCCUCAACCUGAAGGGGGGGGCCGCGGGGGCCGAAGGGGGGGUCCUUCUGUCCCCCAUGAAGUCCAGGAAGAGACACAGGAACCGAGGGGGGGCGGUACCUGCCCGAGUGGUCCCGCCCACCACUCGACUGACAGUUCCCGUGGUGACCAGAGGGGGCAGUGUUCCCGUGUCUCCUCUCCCGUGUGAGCUCAACACAGCGAUCACCUGUCGGGAUGACGUGGCUCCGCCCCCCAUCCUCCCCAGGAGACAUACCCACCCCCCGCCAGGCCACGCCCACAAGCACGGUAACCAGGGCGACGGUCGCCAGCGGAGGCGGCGACGCACCACCUCCACCAGGUCGUCGGACGCCGCCGCAAUGAGCAUUGUUACCACGACAACAGCAGCUCAGCCAACCAAGUUCGAGACGCCGCUGGUGGGCGGGGCCAGAGCCAACAGGUGCGGAGGACCUCGGCCCGGCUCCGCUCAGACACCACAGAGGAAGAAGGACAAACACCGCUACCAGCACGGCAACCACAGCCGUUACUAUGGUUACCAUGGUUCCUACGGCGACGGGUGGGAGGGGCGCGUGGGGGUGGAGGAGGACCCCCGCCUCCGCCUGCUGGAAGCUGAUUGGUUCAGAGACAAGAAGGUGCUGGAUGUGGGCUGCGGCGCCGGUCACAUGACCCUCGCCAUUGCCCGCAGGUUUAACCCCGCCCACAUCCUGGGGGUGGAGCUAGACCACAGACUAGUGCAUGCAGCCAAUCAGAACGUCAGACACUUCCUGUCACAUGACAUGGUGGAGGAAGAGAGGAGGAGGAGGAGAGGAGGAACCACGUCGCUCCUCUCCUCCUCCUCCUCUCCUACAGGGACGAAGACGAGAGGGACACAAGAGGAGGAGGAGAAGAUGAAUGAGGAGGAGCAGGACGAGAAGAAAGACGUGAAAGAGGAGGAGCAGGAGGAGAAGAAAGAGGAGGAGCAGGAGGAGAAGAAAGACGUGAAAGAGGAGGGGCAGGAGGAGGUGAAAGAGGAGGAACAGGAGGUGAUGGAGGAGUUCCAGCGGGCGAUGUCUCUCCUCUCCUUCCCGCUAUCCUUCAGAGUGAGUCGUGGUCCUCUGGCUGCUCCUCCUCUCCUCCUCCCUCCUUCCUCCUCCUCUUCCUCCUCCUCCUGCAGGUUCCCCAGCAACGUCACCUUCAUACAGGGCGACUACGUGUCAGAGCGAGAGGCGUGGCCUGGCCGCGGUCAGUAUGACAUCAUCAUGUGUCUCGGGGUCACUAAGUGGGUGCAGCUGCAGUCAGGUGACGGGGGCGUGGUCCGGCUGUUCAAACGAGCCUAUCAGAGCCUGUCGCCGGGCGGACUGCUGAUCCUGGAGCCACAACCAUGGAGCCGCUACAGCCACAGCAAGAGAGCCUCGGAGACGACGUAUCGUAACUACAGGAGUGUGAGACUGAGACCAGAACAGUUCACCUGUUACCUCACUGACAGUGUGGGCUUCACCUCCUACAGACUCAUCACACACACAGGCAACCAGCGGCCCAUCUACCUUUUCCACAAAGGCGCCGCCCACAGGAAGUGAUGCCCUCUUGUUUCCACGUCAACGACCUGCUCUGUAACACACUGACUGGAAAGCAGGACUCUGAUUGGGGGAGCCUCAUUAUGACUGUAUGCUCGCAGCCGAUUGGCUGCACAGUCGAGCCCGUCUGACUGUUUUAUGAAUGAACCCAAUCUGAUUGGACAGCAGCGUUUCUGUGAACGUGAUUGGACGAGCCUGGAUUACAAGCCAGAGCAAAGGACUCUGAUUGGUGGGUGUAGACAGGAAGUGACAUGUUUCAAAAUAUUUCAGUUUGUUUGUUUUUGUUUUUUUGUGAAAAUAAAGAAAGUUUAUCUGCU
Scomber japonicus (chub mackerel) is the source of this 2712-nucleotide messenger RNA. RefSeq names its product methylphosphate capping enzyme b (gene mepceb). Gene Ontology annotation, biological process: rRNA modification; snRNA modification. The transcript has 9 exons. NCBI's taxonomy places the organism in Eukaryota, Metazoa, Chordata, Actinopteri, Scombriformes, Scombridae. Bases 404 to 2398 code for a protein of 664 amino acids. The record is from RefSeq and is a predicted model, not a curated record. Gene Ontology annotation, molecular function: snRNA binding; rRNA (adenine-N6,N6-)-dimethyltransferase activity; O-methyltransferase activity.